AUGAACCUACAGAAGCCAGCUGCGAAAACACGCAAGCUCACGGACAAGAACCUCCCAAAUGCGCUCCUCCAGUCAACUCGAGUUCUCAGCAGACUCGCAAAUACUUCUCGUACAUUACGAAUAUUUCUGAGCCAUACAGUUUCUGGACAGACGUGGCAGCAGGGCGCGGAUGGUCUGGGUGCUGUGGGUACCACGGAAGGCGAGGCCGGCAAGUUGCCAAAUCAACGAGCAAAAGAGCGGCCACCACCAUGGAAGUUCUUGACGCUCAUAAAGCAGAUGGUGGUAGAGCUUGAGCCAUCACAACCCCAGCUGGACAGGUUCACAGUACGGCGGAAAGGGGAUACCCCAGUCAAAAUACGGUUCAUCAUCCACCUUGAACAACAAUCAGAGCAAUUCAAGGUUCACCUGGAGCUUGGAAGCUUUUUGGCACUUAGGGAGGAGAGCCGAGUGGGCGUGGUCCAGGCUCUGUGGAAUUAUCGCACAGCCGCCGGUCUAUCUGUCACCCUUCACGAUCCCUCGAGUAUCGUUACUCUGGUUUAUAUAAGAGUGGGAUAUGAGUGGUGCUGUGGUGAAGAGGAGUGA
Messenger RNA from Laetiporus sulphureus 93-53, 582 nucleotides. RefSeq lists its product as uncharacterized. The coding region runs from base 1 to 582 and encodes 193 amino acids. The record is from RefSeq and is a predicted model, not a curated record. NCBI's taxonomy places the organism in Eukaryota, Fungi, Basidiomycota, Agaricomycetes, Polyporales, Laetiporaceae. The transcript has 7 exons.